This is a messenger RNA of Mercurialis annua (annual mercury), 2166 nucleotides long. RefSeq names its product ATP synthase subunit beta, chloroplastic. The record is from RefSeq and is a predicted model, not a curated record. The transcript has a single exon. Gene Ontology annotation, cellular component: chloroplast thylakoid membrane. Gene Ontology annotation, molecular function: ATP hydrolysis activity; proton-transporting ATP synthase activity, rotational mechanism; ATP binding. Gene Ontology annotation, biological process: proton transmembrane transport; proton motive force-driven mitochondrial ATP synthesis. Bases 655 to 2151 code for a protein of 498 amino acids. Lineage: Eukaryota; Viridiplantae; Streptophyta; Magnoliopsida; Malpighiales; Euphorbiaceae.
CCGCGGUAUUUGAUUCACCAAAUACAUCAUUAUUGUAUACUCUUUCAUAUAUAUAGCGCAACCCAACCCCUGUUUUUCAAGUUUCUAAUCCUUAACUUAAACUUUUUUGAAUUGAAAUAUCGAAAUAAUAAGAAAAUUCCUCUUGACAGUAAUAUAUGUUGUAUAUGUAAAUCCGAGAUGUAAAAAUCGGCAGAAUUCAUCUAUGAAAAAAGAAAAAUAAUAAUAGCUAGGUGUAAGUCAAUAUGCCGAAACAAAAAAAGAAGGACCUAUGAAAUAAUGAAUCAUAAAUAGAGUUCAUGUUCGAAUUUCAUAGAAAAUACAGAUAGUAUUAUCUAUAAUAAUAGCCAACCGAAAGGCUUCCUGAAGCCUUUUUUUUAUGCAUCCACUUAAUAUUUUUUCUAUUUCAUUUUCAAAAAAAAAAUGAAAAAUGAGUUAGUUGAACUUGAAAAUUCACUCAUCGAAAUUGAAAAAAAAUAAGUAAACAAUUGAAUUGGAUUUUUUAGAUGGUAUCAACGAAAUCCAGUACUAAACUUCCAUUUUCUUUUUUUACUAAAUUAAUCGAUCAAUUUGCCGUCGAACAUUUCUUUUGGACUAGAAAAUUUUGAAAAAUAAUUCGACAUAUUAUUCUAUUUAUAUUCCUUUUAUUAUUUUAUUAUGAGAAUCAAUCCUACUACUUCUGAUCCGGGAGUUUCCGCACUUGAAAAAAAGAACCUGGGGCGUAUCGCUCAAAUCAUUGGGCCGGUGCUAGAUGUAGCCUUUCCCCCGGGAAAGAUGCCUAAUAUUUACAACGCUCUGGUAGUUAAGGGCCAAGAUACUGUUGGUCAAGAAAUUAAUGUGACUUGUGAAGUACAACAAUUAUUAGGAAAUAAUCGAGUUCGGGCUGUAGCUAUGAGUGCUACAGAUGGUCUAACGAGAGGGAUGGAAGUGAUUGACACAGGAGCUCCUCUCAGUGUUCCAGUCGGCGGGGCGACUCUAGGACGAAUUUUCAACGUGCUUGGAGAACCCGUCGAUAAUUUAGGUCCUGUAGAUACUUGCGCAACAUCCCCUAUUCAUAGAUCUGCACCUGCCUUUAUACAGUUAGAUACAAAAUUAUCGAUUUUUGAGACAGGAAUUAAAGUAGUAGAUCUUUUAGCCCCUUAUCGCCGUGGAGGAAAAAUCGGACUCUUCAGGGGAGCUGGAGUGGGUAAAACAGCACUUAUUAUGGAAUUAAUCAACAACAUUGCGAAAGAUCAUGGGGGCAUAUCCGUAUUUGGCGGAGUAGGCGAACGUACUCGUGAAGGAAAUGAGCUUUAUAUGGAAAUGAAAGAAUCUGGAGUAAUUAAUGAAGAAAAUAUUGCAGAAUCAAAAGUGGCUCUAGUCUAUGGUCAGAUGAACGAACCCCCGGGAGCUCGUAUGAGAGUUGGCUUAACUGCCCUAACUAUGGCGGAAUAUUUCCGAGAUGUUAAUGAACAAGACGUACUUCUAUUUAUCGACAAUAUCUUCCGUUUCGUCCAAGCAGGAUCCGAAGUCUCCGCCUUAUUGGGUAGAAUGCCUUCCGCUGUGGGUUAUCAACCUACCCUUAGUACCGAAAUGGGUUCUUUACAAGAACGAAUUACUUCUACAAAAGAAGGGUCCAUAACUUCGAUUCAAGCAGUUUAUGUACCUGCGGACGAUUUGACUGACCCUGCUCCUGCCACGACAUUUGCACAUUUAGAUGCUACUACUGUACUAUCAAGAGGAUUGGCUGCUAAGGGUAUCUAUCCAGCAGUAGAUCCUUUAGAUUCAACAUCAACUAUGCUCCAACCUCAGAUCGUUGGUGAGGAACAUUACGAAACUGCGCAAAGAGUUAAGCAAACUUUACAGCGUUACAAAGAACUUCAGGACAUUAUAGCUAUCCUUGGGUUGGACGAAUUAUCCGAAGAAGAUCGCUUAACUGUAGCAAGAGCACGAAAAAUUGAGCGUUUCUUAUCACAACCCUUUUUCGUAUCAGAAGUCUUUACGGGCUCCCCUGGGAAAUAUGUCGGUUUAGCAGAAACUAUUAGAGGGUUUAAAUUGAUUCUUUCCGGAGAAUUAGAUAGUCUACCUGAGCAGGCUUUUUAUUUGGUAGGUAAUAUUGAUGAAGCUACUGCGAAGGCUACGAACUUAGAAAUGGUGAACAACUUGAAGAAAUGACCUUAAAUCUUUGUG